ACACACACACACACACACAGAGGAGCUGGAGGAUCUUGUUUCCACUCGGGUGAUUUUUUGCAUCGCAUCAGAGAAGAACAACGAGGCAGGAGAGACAGAGAACCAGAUUAAUAACCAGAAUCCUCAUUAGAUAAAAACCAGAUCAAUAAUCAGAUCAAUCAGUAGAUGAAUCAGUAGAUUGUCAGAAAGAAUCAGUUGAUGUUUGUUGUUUGAGAUCAAACAUGGAGUCUGAAGAAAAUCUGCUCAGUGUUUCUCUGCUGCUGCUGCUCAUCGGAUCACAAGUCGCCGUGGUGGGUCCUUCAACCCCUGCGGACGGCUGGCAGGUUUACAGCUCGGCUCAGGACUCGGAGGGUCGAUGUGUUUGUACGGUGGUCGCACCGCAAGCAACCGUUUGUUCCAGAGACGCUCGAAGUAAACAGCUGCGACAUCUGCUCGAAAAGGUUCAGAACAUGAGCCAGUCCAUCGAGGUUCUGGACCAGCGGACUCAGAGAGAUGUGCAGUUUGUGGAGAAAAUGGAAAUUCAGCUGAAAGGUUUGGAAAACAAGUUCAAACAGGUGGAGAACGGACACGAGACCAAUAUCGCCCGACAGUUCAAGUCCAUCAAGACAAAGAUGGAGGAGUUGCGUCCUCUGAUCCCGGUCCUGGAGUCGUACAAAGCGGAUGCUCUGCUGGUCCGACAGUUUAAGGAGGAGGUAGUGAACAUGACGGAACUGUUGGGGGAGCUGCAGGAACAAAUGGGCGGACCCGACUACCAGGAGCUUCACGGUCGAGUGACGGAUCUGGAGGAGCGUUUGAGGGCCUGCAUGCAGAGGCUGGCCUGUGGGAAGCUGACAGGAAUCUCUGAGCCAAUCACCAUCAAGACGUCAGGAUCCAGGUUUGGAUCAUGGAUGACCGACCCGUUGGCUCCGGCUGGAGACGACAGAGUGUGGUACAUGGAUGGUUACCAUAACAACCGCUUUGUUAGGGAGUACCAGUCGAUGUACGACUUCAUGACGACAGAUAACUUCACCUCUCACCGUCUGCCUCAUCCCUGGUCCGGUACCGGUCAGGUGGUUUAUAAUGGAUCCAUUUACUUCAACAAGUUCCAGAGUCACACCAUCAUCAAGUUCGACUUCAGCACGUCGGUCAUCAGCCGUUCCCGACAGCUCGACUUCGCUGGCUACAACAACAUGUACCAUUAUUCCUGGGGGGGUCACUCUGAUAUUGACCUCAUGGUGGAUGAGGGCGGGCUUUGGGCCGUCUACGCCACUAAUCAGAAUGCUGGAAAUAUUGUCCUUAGCCAGUUAAACCCAAACACUCUGCAGAUCAUCCGCAGCUGGACCACCAACCACCCGAAACGCAGCGCCGGAGAGGCGUUCAUGAUCUGUGGAACCAUGUAUGUUACCAACGGGUACUCAGGUGGAACCAAAGUGUACUACGCAUACUCUACUAACUCGUCUACGUACGAGUACAUCGACAUUCCCCUGACGAAUAAAUACAGCCACCUGUCCAUGCUCGACUACAACCCCCGAGACCGAGCGCUGUACGCCUGGAACAACGGCCACCAAGUUCUGUACAACGUGACACUGUAUCACAUCAUUCAGUGAAAUGUUAUCAUCAAAUAUCAAACCAGUCCAAUGUUACCUGCUGUAACAUUAGACAUGAGUCAUUUCAGUUUAUCACCAAGAUAAUUCUCAGAUAUAAUCAGGUUCAGGUCGAUGAUCUCAUCUCACAAAAGACGAGACGCUGGCGUCGCACCAUCAAACUAAAAUCCACCAUCUGUGUGAUGGAUUAUUUUUAAUGCUAUAAAAUGACGCUCGUUUUUACACGUUUAAUACACGUACAACAUGUGAAAUGUGACAUGUGAGCACAUAGAAGUCUGACAGUCUUGAAGUGUUGGAUGGUGGAUUUCUCUUCUGGUGGAUUUAACGUAUUGAAACUGAGCCUGUUGGACUGUUGACUUAGAGCUUUGAUGUCUUUUUUAAAUUAAUAUAAUCUUUGAUGAACUGUUGUUUUUAGGAUAAUGAAUCAAGUUUUUGACACAAAUGCACUUAAAACAUAAAAUCACAAAAAAAUAGCUUUCACAGCUAAUUAUAAAAUGUUUGAAACUAUUUGAUGGAUUUUGUCUGUAUGGGACAUUUUCCAUGAACUAUGAACCACAGUUUGUCUGAAUAGGAAUAUUGUGUUCACUGUUGUGUAUUAUACAGCAAUACAAAGUCUAAGGGAUUAUUUCAUCACUGUCUGUUUCUCCAUGAAAUCGAUCAGAUUGAUGUUUCUGCCCAUCGUCUGAUCUGCGAUCGGCUCAGAUGUUGCAGACGAUGUUUCACACUAGUCAUCAUUUCUACAUCAGAUUCAUUUAAAUGUAUUUAUUCACAAAUCAGGGCCUGAAAACGACAACAAGAAAACUUUAUACACAAAACAAACUUCCUGUCCCAGACUGUUACACCAGUCCAUCGUGUCAGUAACAUACAGGUGGGUCAGUCAUGUAAUUUUCACCUCAACCAUUUAAACAAGGCAAAAUGAUCACCAUUGGAUGUAAAGAUGCAACCUAUCAUCUAAUAGCAUGAAAUAAAUUAUAGAGCUUUAUGUUUUUUAUCAUUUUUUAGAUAAUAGUUUGCAUUAUAUUUUGUGUGGAGUCACUGUCGUGAACACAACAUCACUGAAGUCAGCACAGUGACACACACUCACACACACCACCUGCAUCCAUCAACUGUGAUACUGAGAGAACAGCUUUUAUAAAUAGUGUGUAUUACAGACGUAAUCUAUGUUUUAGAGAUGUACUUUGGUUUGCUGCCCCCUGCUGGUGCCUCACAUCCAUGUCUGGUGGUAUUAUGUUUUCUGCCUCCACUCUACACAGGAAAAACAUGUUCUUCAACAUUAACGAUGAAUGAGUGUGUGUUGUCACAUUGUCCUCCCACAGUCUCAACACAUGCAGGUGUACUACACACUUGAAGUUGUGAAUGUGAGUUUGUGUCUGUAUGGUGCCCUGUGAUUGGCUGAUGACCUGUCCAGGGUAAACUCCACCUUUUGCCUGUUGUCAGCUGUGAUUGGCUCCAGUUCAACUCCCCCUGAAAGAGAAGGUGUUAAUGAAUCAGGAUCACCACUGUGCAACCGUUGUAGAUGAUUGUGAUAUAUAGGUGGAAUUGUUUAAUAAAACUAUGUACAUUUUUAUGAAUUUA
Molecule: messenger RNA, 3158 nt
Organism: Scophthalmus maximus (turbot)
Lineage: Eukaryota; Metazoa; Chordata; Actinopteri; Pleuronectiformes; Scophthalmidae
Product: noelin
Exons: 6
Coding region: 222-1586 (454 amino acids)
Biological process (GO): signal transduction
Source: RefSeq, a predicted model, not a curated record